Molecule: messenger RNA, 1507 nt
Organism: Ectocarpus siliculosus
Lineage: Eukaryota; Phaeophyceae; Ectocarpales; Ectocarpaceae
Source: the annotation of a GenBank genome assembly
AUGACCGCGGAGGUCUGCUCCGAGGCCUGCGCUGGCUCGGCGUACUACGGAACGCAGUACUCGACGGAGGAAAUCUCCUCUGCUGGAAUGACCGCGGAGAUCUGCUCAGCGGCCUGCGCCGGCUCGGCGUACUACGGAACGCAGUACUCGAUUGAGCCGACUGCGGCACUUGCGGAGGAUCGGGUUGCAGCUCCCGCGGCUCCGGCGCCGCUUCGUGCUGCACCUCGGUCAUCCAGUCCGCCGGCACCCUUUGCUCCGACUCCGGGGCCGCCCCGUGCAUCCUCUAAGUUUCUACCCUCGCUGUUAGAUGUUACGCCGCGUUACUACGCGCAUCUGGCCCGUCAAGUCUUGCCGACCAACCGGGCGACGGUAUCGCUUCUUCUCCGCCAAUCCUGGAGAAACUCGGCGCAAUUGGUAUCGAUCGUUUCAAGACCUCUGAAGACGGGGUAGAUUGGGCUUAUUCAACUAAUACUGUAUUGUAGAGGUUUCCAAGACUUACCCACAAACAACAAGUGGGCUAUAGCAGGGACUCGGGACUUGUAUUGAGUGCUCUUCAUUGAUUUCGAGACUGCGAAUAUGCGUCUGGGUGAUCGAACGUUUGCGGGGUGGGGGAAUAGACUAGAGAGAGAGCCCGGCACGUAAGAGUAGGAGGGGAGAUCGCUAUGCAGGGAGACAGCUCGACGCCGUCACGAUACGUGAACGCGUGUGUGUUUGUGUAUGUUAGAUGUGUCUUUGUAUCUAGGCGGUACAUAUCAUCGUGGGCUCAGCAAAUCCGGUCUGGACCGCCCGCUCGGUUCUGCCGAAGGCGGUGAACGCGGGAGACCAAUACCACACCAUGAUAGUAAACAAUUGGUGUGCAUAUUGGAUGCCGGUGUCGAUAUUGUGCAGCGGUUUAGCGGGGGGCUCAGCUCCGCAAAACAUCCGGUCUAAAUAUGUCGUUUGUGUUUGCUUAGACUACCCAAUCGACAAUGUUGCUCUCAACAGACUCCGACGGUAGGCCUGUUUCGUUUCAUGUUUCUCCUGCAUCUCGUGUCCAUCCACCUGGAUGCAGACGCCUUGAAACGCUGGCUCGGUUGUUUCCAGCCGGAGGGGUUUGUCUGAAAAAAGAUCAUUGGUGUAUGUUCUUUGUGCGGUCUGAGUUAUUUGUAGGGGUCGCAGGGUAGCGACGAUAGACGCGACUAAAACUACCGUAGUGAUACUGGAUGGAGGCACGCCAUGCGAAUAGCUUCUGCCGGAUCAGACAGUUGUCGGUUAAAAGUAGAACUUGUGACGUGGAGUCAAGUGCGGUAGUAUGUGAGGUAUCGUCACCGACCAUGGAUACGACUGUAGUGCAGCCACCCGCAUUUGCGAAGCUUCCAACAAUACGGGUAUGUAGUUGGGAGUUGACUCGGGGAGGGGCAUAUAUAUAUCCAAGCCGCCUGUCGACGUUCUUAAUUACGAUGUGGCAUUCAUUGUGAUAUGGUACUAUUCGCACAUCAAUGAGUGUAACAUAUUCCCAUUCGUCUUG